AUGGAACAAGAUAACUUAUCUUUACCCGAAUUAACUCGUUUCGAAUUUGAUUCUGAAAAUGAAAAUUCUGAUGAACAACAAAAUAGAAAUACUAGCAAACCUUCUAAACCUCCUCAUUUAAUUAAAGAUUCAAAUUUAAAAAUUGCUAGAAAUUCGGAUGAUAAAAAAGAUGGUCAAAAACUUGGACGCUAUUUACCUAAUGAAAGUGAAUGGAAGUUAAUUGGAGAGCUAAUUAAAAUUUUUGAACCAUUUGAUCAAGCAACAGAGGUGUUUAGCACUAAAAAAUUUCCUAUAUUGUCGAUUGUAUAUCCUACUAUUGAAGUCUUAAAACUUGAGUUUUCUACAUAUAUAGAUUCAGAUUUAGCUGAAGAUAUUCUCAAUAAAUCUGAAUUAAAUAUAGAUAGUGAUAGCGAUAAUGAAGAUAGCCUUACCAAUUUACCAGAAAUAACUGAUAUUGAACCAAUAAUUAAUGAUGUUAAAAGUGCUAUUUAUCAUUCGCUUUGGAGAUAUUGGGAUAAUCCAAGUAAUAUAGGUCUUUUAGCAACUUUAUUAGACCCAAGGCUUAAACGAAUGCAGCCUUGGCCUGCUUAUUUGCAUGAAGAUACAAUUAAAGAAUGCCGUGAACAACUUAAUACAAUUAUCACUGAUGAACCUAUACAAGCCACUACUUCUUCUAGUACAAUCACGUCAACUAAUCGUUACUUUGCAUCAAUUUUUGAUAAUGAUAAUGACCAGAGUGAUAAUUCAUCUAAUGAUGAUCAACUGGCAAAAAAAUACUUAUCAAUACCAGCUACUUCAGUGCCGAGUGAACGCUUAUUUUCUGAUGCUAGAAACCAAGUAACACCAAAGCGAACUCGUCUUAGUCCCGAAACUGUUUCAUGA
Dentiscutata erythropus is the source of this 882-nucleotide messenger RNA. The record is from the annotation of a GenBank genome assembly. Lineage: Eukaryota; Fungi; Glomeromycota; Glomeromycetes; Diversisporales; Gigasporaceae.